This is a messenger RNA of Actinia tenebrosa (Australian red waratah sea anemone), 2522 nucleotides long. Its product is annotated as HSPB1-associated protein 1. NCBI's taxonomy places the organism in Eukaryota, Metazoa, Cnidaria, Anthozoa, Actiniaria, Actiniidae. The record is from RefSeq and is a predicted model, not a curated record.
UUGUUUGUUCAGGGAAGCAAAGAUGAUUGAAAGGUUCUGUCGAUCUGCACGUCCACGUAGCAAAAUCCACUAUGGCUGACGGUGUGAGAACGAUAAAAACAAAAGAAAUCAGUAACUAUUAUAGCGGAGAGAUCCGUGAACUCGUACUUUCUCAUUCCGAGCCCUUGAUUUUUCCUAAAGCUUCUAAACAGUGGCCGUGCUCGAAGUGGACACCUGAAUUUCUCGCUGGAAAACUUGGAAAUGUUCAGAUAACUUUUCGAAUCUGUGCUAAACUUGACUCCCCGUUUUAUAAAUUCCCUUUGAAUAAAGCGGUGACAGAGCCAGAUUGUGAAUAUUCCAAGGCUUCUUUGCAGAAUUUUUGUGCGUGGCUGAAAGAUGAUUUACAAAAUGCUGGCGAUUUAGCCAAAUUCCCAAGGGCACACUAUUGGUGCUAUGCUGAUUACAAGUACAUGGCAGAAAUUUUCAGUGAGCUUCCUUCAUUGAGACAAGGUCCUCUGUGGAAAGCAUUUGGAUUUCCAGAGGUCACGGGUGACCAAUCAACCAUAUGGAUUGGCAGUGAGGRCUCGAAUACACCUUGCCAUCUAGAUACCUAUGGGUGUAACCUUGUCGCACAAAUUUAUGGCCAAAAGAAAUGGACUCUGUUUCCGCCAUCUCAAUCUGACAAGCUAUGCUCAACCAGAAUCCCAUAUGAGGAAUCAAGUGUUUUUAGCCGAGUGAAUAUAAAAUGUCCAGACCUGAGUCUGUCACCUGAAUUCGACAAGGCUGUCAAAUAUGAGGUAGUUUUGAAUCCAGGUGAUGUUCUUUUUGUUCCAAAACACUGGUGGCAUUUUGUGGAAUCAUUGGAACCUUCGAUUAGCACAAAUACCUGGAUUACCUUGGAUAGUGACCAUGUUGACAGAGUCCGUGAAGCUGUCACCAGAACACUGGUUUGUUCACUAAAGGAAAGUGAGAAAGAAGACCCAAAACUUUGGCUCAACCCAACUCAGGAAAUGACAACACAUAUUCAAAAUAUUGAAUAUGUACAGCAAGCUGUCAUGGCAUUCUUCCAAAACCAAACGAGUGGAUCUCAAAGCCGUGCAUUAACCAAUAAUGAUAUCAUUGAUUGCAUUACUGCACCGGAAAUAGUCAACCAAAUUGCCAACCGGUUGAUGUCAAAAUCUAAAACAGGGGAUUCUGCAGCCAAUAUUUCUCCUUUCAAAAUCCCUGCCGAAAGGUCGUGCCACUGUGAGUGCUGUGGACCAGUGUGUAUCAGGACUAGCAUGAUGGCAAAAAAGGCAAAGAGAAGCUUAAGUGUACCCGUUGGAGAAGAACACAAACCUCGGCCAUUUGAUGAUGACAAUGAAGAGAUCCCCAAAAAGAGAAAGAAAAAAUCCUAAAGCAGUUUGCUAUGCCGUGCCAAUGGAUUAGCUUGAUAAUUUUAACUGAUAGAAUUGUAGACAAAAAUACAUAAAAGGGGCACAGACUAUAAUGUAAUGCUGAUAACUUCUCAUUAAUGGCGAUGAUAGUAAUGAUUUUAAUAUAGUAGUGCUCAUGCUAAUGAUUGCAGUGAUGAUGCUUAUAAUUUGAAUCAUAAUGCUAAUAUUACUAAUGCUAAUACUAAUCCAAGUGGCCGCAAUAGACCGUUUUCUCAAAGUUGCGUGCGCAUCCAAAUUUAAGAAAUUGACGGGCCACGAUACCAAAACACGAGUAUUAUCACGCAUUGUUAUGACUUUUUUUCGAUAAGAAUUCAUAGAAUCUAUUAUUUUCCUCGUUAAAUAUAAAACUGUCAAUUUUACUGAAUUUGCGUAUUUCAGGGUUUUUUUUUUUCUUUUAAUAUUAUUUUAUUUAUUAACAAACAUGAAUCAUGAUUACACAUAACAAAUAAUACAAAUAAUUACAAAUAGUGGUUACAUUAGAGUGAAGUCAUUAAACCCGUGAAGUAGAUGUUAGACUAAUACACUUUAGUAGACCCUAAUUCCAUUGUUUUCUUUUGUGUCUUUUUGGCUAUUACACGUUAACUAGUACUUAUUUCACGCGUAAAUUGCCUUCGCUCUACUAAUGCUAAUGCUGAUAUUAACACUAGGAAAUAACGAAAGAGCAGAGCAGCACCACACAACAGAAAUCACUUUAGCUCGGUUUGUCAGCCCAGGACACGCAACUGCCAGAAUCAAUUCAAUGGCUUACUGCAGAUAUCGGUCACAAAAUUCCAUAUAUUUUUAAUGACAUUACACUUGUUGACAAAUCUCUCGUACUUUCUAAGUAGCCUUAAAAAGGAAUACUAGUUAAACUAGCUCACAGGAAGGUAAAUUUGCACCGUCGGCAUUCUGUAAGACUAUUCGCCUUUCCAAGUAGUAUGGGCCUCAUGGCGCCUGAGAUUGGGGAGCUGAAUUUGGGGCACGAGGUGGCAAAGCUUAGUUCCUAUGCACCACGAGGUCAUCUUCGAGAGGCACACACUGAAGGUAUUGCCGACAUUAAAUAAGGUGGCUUUAAUAUUUAUAUAGAUUGUAUAAGAAAAAGAUAAAAGUAAAAUGCUUAUACAGUGA